Gorilla gorilla gorilla (western lowland gorilla) is the source of this 3265-nucleotide messenger RNA. It is a transcript of the gene TNFSF14, whose product is annotated as TNF superfamily member 14. The transcript has 4 exons. Lineage: Eukaryota; Metazoa; Chordata; Mammalia; Primates; Hominidae. Gene Ontology annotation, molecular function: tumor necrosis factor receptor binding. Gene Ontology annotation, cellular component: membrane. The coding region runs from base 526 to 1248 and encodes 240 amino acids. Gene Ontology annotation, biological process: immune response. The record is from RefSeq and is a predicted model, not a curated record.
AGUGAGACUCCAUCUCAAAAACAAAACAAAUAAACAAACGAACAAAAAAACCCACAACGUAUUAUUUUCUUGUUUACGAGGUUUCUUGUCUCUCUGGCUCCGCCAGAAGAGGAGCAGGGACCCUUCUUGCUGUUGUUCAUUGCUGCAUCCCCCACACCGAGAGCAGAGCCUGGCAUGGGCAGAAAGUCCUCAGUCAAUAUUUGGUGGCCCCAAGCGAAUGAAGCAUCCAAGAAGGGAAAGCUGGGGGCUCCCCACUGCACUUGCCACCUGAGUCACAUUUUCAGAAGCCUCUGGAAAGUGUGAGAGUCUGUAUGAGUGAGAGUGAGACAGGGCCAAGGCUGGGGGCGGCGGGGACCGGAAGAAGAGGAGGGUGAGUGGGGGAAGGGGUGGGGCUGAACCCCAGCUCUAAAGGCGGCCCACGGGUGCCUGUCCGCAGCGUGCACAGCCCAGGAGUGUUGAGCAAUUUCGGUUUCCUCUGAGGUUGAAGGACCCAGGCGUGUCAGCCCUGCUCCAGACACCUUGGGCAUGGAGGAGACUGUCGUACGGCCCUCAGUGUUUGUGGUGGAUGGACAGACCGACAUCCCAUUCACGAGGCUGGGACGAAGCCGCCGGAGACAGUCGUGCAGUUUGGCCCGGGUGGGUCUGAGUCUCCUGCUGUUGCUGAUGGGGGCCGGGCUGGCCGUCCAAGGCUGGUUCCUCCUGCGGCUGCACUGGCGUCUAGGAGAGAUGGUCACCCGCCUGCCUGACGGACAUGCAGGCUCCUGGGAGCAGCUGAUACAAGAGCGAAGGUCUCACGAGGUCAACCCAGCAGCGCAUCUCACAGGGGCCAACUCCAGCUUGACGGGCAGCGGGGGGCCGCUGCUAUGGGAGACUCAGCUGGGCCUGGCCUUCCUGAGGGGCCUCAGCUACCACGAUGGGGCCCUUGUGGCCACCAAAGCUGGCUACUACUACAUCUACUCCAAGGUGCAGCUGGGCGGUGUGGGCUGCCCGCUGGGCCUGGCCAGCACCAUCACCCACGGCCUCUACAAGCGCACACCCCGCUACCCCGAGGAGCUGGAGCUGUUGGUCAGCCAGCAGUCACCCUGCGGACGGGCCACCAGCAGCUCCCGCGUCUGGUGGGACAGCAGCUUCCUGGGUGGUGUGGUGCACCUGGAGGCUGGGGAGGAGGUGGUCGUCCGUGUGCUGGAUGAACGCCUGGUUCGACUGCGUGACGGUACCCGGUCUUACUUCGGGGCUUUCAUGGUGUGAAGGAGCGUGGUGCAUUGGACAUGGGUCUGACACGUGGAGAACUCAGAGGGUGCCUCAGGGGAAAGAAAACUCACGAAGCAGAGGCUGGGCGUGGUGGCUCUCGCCUGUAAUCCCAGCACUUUGGGAGGCCAAGGCAGGCGGAUCACCUGAGGUCAGGAGUUGGAGACCAGCCUGCCUAACAUGGCAAAACCCCAUCUCUACUAAAAAUACAAAAAUUAGCCGGACGUGGUGGUGCCUGCCUGUAAUCCCAGCUACUCAGGAGGCUGAGGCAGGAGAAUUUUGCUUAAACCCGGGAGGCGGAGGUUGCAGUGAGCCGAGAUCACACCACUGCACUCCAACCUGGGAAACGGAGUGAGACUUUGCCUCAAAAAAAAGAAAGGAAGAAAAAAGAAAACUCAGGAAACACAUCUUGGGGGACACUCCAGGGAACCCAAAACUCAAAGGCGGAGAGCUCAGUGGGCACCACCAAGGACCAAGAACUCAGGCAUCUCGAGGGGCUGAAGCCCCAGCAGGCACCUUCAGAAGACCCACGUAGACUGCAGACCCUGCCACGGACAAUACUAAGGACAGAAACCCAGAGACUUGGGGUCUGUGGGCCCCCAAACAUUGGGUAAAGUUGAUUUGCCUGAUAUUCAGGAAGAAGGGGUGAGGGGUGGGUAUUUAUGCUUUUGAUUGAGAAGAAAGUGGGACUUGGGAUUCCAGGAACUUGGCUGGGGGUGGGAAACUUCAUCCACUUCCCUACUCUCAUCAUGAGUAUGGACAGGGUGGGCGGGAGACUGAUCAUCGGGACUCAUCAUGAAGAGCCCAGCCCCACCCCACCUACAGUCAGAGUCACAUACUCAGAUCCCACCCACAGGCUGGUGGCCACACCUCAGCCUGGUCACAAAGAGUUACACUCAGAUACAUGAGCACGGCAGUGUGCUCAUAACUGUUUAACAACCAGCUGUCCUGGGAGGGGGACAGCUUUGUAAUGUUUGCCAAUUUCCAUGGUGUAAAUGCUACCACCAUGGCUGAUUUCAUCACUGCCAAGCAUAGACAUCCCUAAUAGGACACCACGGAUCUGUCCCCGGCAUCCAGCCCAGGGCCUGGCACAAAGCAUGCUCUAGGGAAAUGCUUGCUGAUUGAAAGGAAGGAAGAAAGAAUGACUAUACAGUCACACCUAUGGCAUCCCACAAAAUCUGUCACAUGGCUGCAUAAUCUCAGCCACUCUUUCACAACUAUAGACUCAUACACGCGAAGUGCCAGAUUCAUGCACAACCGCACAAUCACAUGGAAGUCACAGACGGCAUCACAGACAGUCACAGCACUGUGUGUAUGUUAUAACACAAGCACACAGAACUCAGCAUCCCAGCUACACAGCCACUCCCAGAGGUGUCACCGUCACACUUGGUAAUUAAUACUCAUUACAUUAGACACAGACAGACCAAGUUAUAGUCAGACCUGGUUACACACACACACACACAAUAUCACAAUGACAAAUAUACAACAUCACACACACACAACAUCACAAUGACACACACAUCACACACACAACAUCACGAUGACAAACACACAUUACACACACAUCACAAUGACAAACACACAACAUUACACACACACAACAUCACAAUGACACACACAUCACACACACAUCACAAUGACAAACACACAUUACACACAUAUACACACAGCCUGAGGGCCCUCCCCAGCCCAGACUAACACAUCUCGGGGUGAGGACCAGACCUUGUUCAUAACCCUGGGCCUCUUAACCACUGAUCUUUGAAAUAAAUGGCAAAUAGUUGUACCUGGAUCUGUCUAGUUCUUAGGGGAACAAACUGAAGAAGGGUGGAGAGGAAUUGUCAGGCCUAAAGAGCCCCACAGGGAAAGGGAGGAGUCGGAUGGGGGGCAACCAUCAGCAACAAGUGGUGGCUCCUAGAGGCAGAGGGAUGGAGGUAAUGACCCAUGGAGGUCAUUCUACAGACGAGGAACCUGGACCCAGUCGGCUCAAGUCCAUGCAGGAAAUGUGGGGGAAACCAGA